Messenger RNA from Mercenaria mercenaria, 4941 nucleotides. RefSeq names its product S1 RNA-binding domain-containing protein 1-like. Bases 16 to 2736 code for a protein of 906 amino acids. NCBI's taxonomy places the organism in Eukaryota, Metazoa, Mollusca, Bivalvia, Venerida, Veneridae. Gene Ontology annotation, molecular function: mRNA binding; structural constituent of ribosome. The record is from RefSeq and is a predicted model, not a curated record. Gene Ontology annotation, biological process: nucleobase-containing compound metabolic process; translation. The transcript has 18 exons.
GCACAAAACGUGAAAAUGCCUUAUUGCUUUCUUGAUAUGAUUUCGGAUGACAAAUAUUCGGCAUAUUAUUUAGGAAGAGUCUGGCCUUACGGUAACCAGACGCCAAGAUUGUGUUCUAGCCAUCCAGUGUCCAGACCCAAGCACACCUCAAAUGGUUAUGACAGCAAAAGUGUAAACAAACCAGAAAUGAGUCAACUACACAAGUCACCAGCAUCAAAUAAAAAGAUGGCUCCAAAGAGGAAGUCAAAUGCUAUAAAAACAGAGGAAAGUAUUACAGAAUCUUUUGAUGAAGAAGACGGUAUUGCUCCCACUAAAAAGAUGAAAACUGAACUGAAACAAGAUGAUUCAAAAGCGCUAAAGAAAACAAUUAAAAAAGCAAAGACUGAAUGUAAAACUGAGGGAAUGAAAUUGAAAAAUUAUGAGAGUGCUGUUGCAUGGAAAGUUGAAGAAGUUAUUAGCGCAAAUUUAAAUGUAGCAGUUUGGGCAGCAAAGAAUGUGGUGAAACUGUUAGACGAGGGUUGUACCAUUCCUUUUAUAGCUAGGUAUAGAAAGGAACAGACAGGAGGGAUGGAAGUGCAGAAACUCAGAGAUUCUUGUUCUAUGCUAGAGGAUCUUAGAUCUGUAGAAACAAAAGUGAAGACAGCGAAGUCUGUUAUAUUGGAGCAGGGUAAAAUGACAAAGGAUUUAGACAAUGCCCUCAGUAAUGCUCAAACACUUACUGAGGUGGAAUGUCUGUUUGCGCCAUUUAAACCUGGGAACAAAGGAACCCUGGCAGAGAGGGCCAAGGCAUUGGGGCUUGAACCUUUGGCAAUGAGAUUUGUGAAAGGAGAAGGUGUAAGAAUGGAAGCAGAGAAGUUCGUAAAUACAGAAGAAAAAGGUUUGAAGAAUGUAGAUGAGAUUCUGAAUGGAGUGAUGCAUAUUAUUGCUGAUAUGAUUCACAAAGACACAGCUGUCAUGGAAAAAAUUAGAGAAGUGUGUACACACAGAGCUAUUAGCAUACAGUCCAGUCAAAUCAAACAAUCAAAGGCCCAGCCAAAACCUGGAGAAAAACCAGAACCUGCACAUAAAUAUGAGAACUACUUCGACCACAAGAUCAGCAUUGAUAGAAUUCAACCACAUCAGAUGCUUGCAAUUAAUCGUGGAGAACAUCACAAAAUCUUGCGUGUGAAAGUAGAAAUCCCGCCUUUUCUGGACAAGUUGUUGACGGAGAUGUGCAGAAGGAAGUGGCUGAAUUACAACAUGAAUGCUGACUCGAGGCAGGUGAUCAACCAGAGUGUAGAGGAUGCUUAUCAGAGAUUGAUCCAGCCACAGAUUGUUAGGCUUGUGAGGUCUAAUCUGACAAAAACAGCAGAGAAAGCCUCUAUAGAAGUAUUUGCCAGCAAUUUGAAGAAUCUACUACUGUCUGCACCACUGAAAGGCUCCACAAUACUGGCUAUAGAUCCUGGUUUCUCUAACGGCUGUAAAACUGCUGUCAUCUCUAAAACAGGUCAAAUACUGGAUACAGAAAUUGUUUACCUACACAGUAUGAAACAAAAGAAACAGGCUGAAAUAAACAAGCUCCAGAAUCUGAUCAUUAAACACAGAUGUGAAGUUAUUGGUGUAGGAAAUGGUGUGGCCUGCAGAGAAACAGAGACUGCUGUGUCCGAACUUAUACAGAAAACAUUUCCCAAACUAAAAUACUGUAUAGUAAGCGAGAGUGGAGCCUCAAUCUACAGUGUGUCUGAUGCUGCUCAGAAAGAAAUGCCUCAGUUAGACCCAUCUCUACGUGGUGCUGUUUCCAUUGGAAGGAGAUUGCUAGAUCCAUUGUCAGAAUUUGUGAAAGUAGAUCCAAAACAUCUUGGUAUAGGACAGUAUCAGCAUGAUAUGCCUCAAAAUCAGUUGAAGACCUCUCUAGAUUCCACAAUAGAAGAGUGUGUGAGUUUUGUGGGUGUAGAUGUAAACACAUGCAGUGAAUGCCUCCUAAGUCAUGUAUCAGGUUUGUCAGCCGCCAGGGCAAAGAAAGUUCUGGAGUUCCGAGACCAGUUUGGGCCAUUUAUAUGUAGAGAGCAGUUGAAGGCAGUGAAAGGACUGGGAGCAAAAACAUAUGAACAAGCAGCUGGAUUUAUACGAGUCCAUUCAACCAGUGCUGAACUAGGGAAAUGUGCAAGUGUAGACAAUAAGGCGAAAAAAGAGGCUACAAAAGGGAAGAAAUCAAAGAAGAAAGUUGCUACAGAAUAUUUAUGUGAACCUCUAGAUAUGACAUGGAUCCAUCCCGAAUCUUACCAUAUCACUUACAGCUUACUGGAGAAAGUGGGUGUGUCUCGGAAUGAGCUAGGUCAACCAGGAUUUAUUCAGAAAGUUAGACAGUUCUUAUCUUGCAAUAGUAUUACACAGAUUUGUAGUGAACUUGAUACAGGGGAACCAACUGUAAAGUUGAUUACAGAUGCCCUAGUUAGACCUCUAUCAUAUGAUCUCAGAGAUGAGUUUGAGAAGCCACUUUUCAGAAGUGGAGUGAAAUCUAUAAAUGAUCUCAAAGCAGGUGACAAGGUUACUGGUAAGGUGAGCAAUGUGACACAUUUUGGUGCUUUUGUGGACAUUGGUGUGGGACAGAAUGGUUUGGUGCACAAUACAAAAAUGUCACUACCAGGCAUGAGACAGAGGUACCAGCUGAAACUAGGCGAGAAAAUUGAAGGCAAAAUUAUUGAUGUGGAUAUUAAGAGAGGGAGGAUUGGACUUGAGUUGUUAAAAGUGCUUUAAUCUCCAAAUCUACAAAAAUAUACAUGUGAUUUUACAUACGUAGUACUCGUAAAUUGUGCAGCAAUUGGUGUGAAGUACUGGUACUUAUAAGUGUACCACAUUUGUUGCUGUGAAGCAGUGGAAGGUGACAUACGAUUGGGAAUACAGAAUAUAAAAACCAUUUGAGGCAAACUGAGAAUUCCAGGCAGUAGAUGUUUCAGAUAUUUAUCAAGUUGAUUACAAUUGUGGUGAAAAUGUAAAAACAUUCUAAGAAAACAGGCUGAUAAGAGUCAUUUGGCUCUACAUGGCAGAAUCUAAGCUUUUAUGAAUUUGGAUGUGCUUACAGAAGAAUUGUUAUGUAACCUAAAUGCAGAUUUUCUGUUAGGUAGAAGAAGAAUCCAGUACCUCAUGUAGAAAACUUUCCUGUAAUCUGGACAUUUGUAGUCUCAUUUGGUUACUUUAAGUUUAAUGCUCCAAAAGUGAUAAUUUGAAAUUUAAAAGGCACAGUCAAGAUGUUUCUUAAAUAUCGGAUAUUAUUUUAUAACAAAAUACACUUUAAAUUACCACUGAUUUAGCAGAAUAUAUUAACAUACAACAAAGUUUUAUCUUGUUUUUCAGUAAGUCUAGUACACUGUUGUGUUACAUACAUUCAGAAUAUCCAUGAGCAUUGUGUAAUAAAUUUUAUAAAUUAGGACCGACAGGCUAGGAAACAUGUACCGUUAUUCCCUUGAAAAUAGUAUGCAUUGUAACAUUUGAAAAAGAUUGGGGGACUUUACUGAUGAUGUCUGAAAGAAAGAAGUGCACAGCACCACUUCUCUUAAUGACACUUCUUUUCUUACCCAUCAGAUGGAAUUCUUAGUACAUCAGCCUCUCCAGAACAACAAAAACAUUUUAGUUUCCCAAAUGGUGUUCACUCGUAUACAGGUUGCACUGUAUGUUUCUGAACUUGAUUUGACUUUAAAGGUUAAUUCAUUUAUCAUAAAAAAAUAAUAUGUCUAGAUUUGUUCUAGCAAUACAUUUUGUAGGAGAUUUUGUUUGAGAUUGGUCAGCCUAUACAAAUGAUUUGAAUGAUUUGGAGCUAAUGUUAUCUAAGGGAAGGGUUAUUUUAUUUAGAAAUCAUUUUAGUUUGUAAACCCAAUUGAGUUUAAUGACUUAAUUUUGUGUCCUAGAGCCAUAAUUAAAAAAAAAAAAAAAAAAAAAGCAUACUAAUAUGACUACUCCCUAGACAAGGAUUUUUACCCUUCAUAGGCUAUGAUUACAACUACUUUUUUUGGCCAGGAAAAAAAAUACUUUCAUCUAUUUUCCCAUUCAAACUUUGCCUUCAGUUAGCUAAAUCCAUAAACUUUUAAAAUUGCAUCUACACAUUUUCAUAUCUUUAUCUGUUUUUUGACAAUCCAACAUUGUAUCGAACAGUACGGAUUACAAAUCCUCACGCUUGACAUCAUGUAACCACAUUAAACACGAUCCACUGGUGUGGUGGACCCCUUUGGUGUUAAACCUGUGUUUGAAAUGGGCCUUAAAGUGGGUGUACAAAAGUGUGUGUUGGAAAAUGCAUUUGUGUCAUGUAAGGUAUUAUUUAUUUUUGUGGGUUAUUUCAGGGUUGGCCAAGCAGUUUUUGCUGCUUUUAUUGUAGUAAAAUUUAGAGAAGACAAUUAAUUUCUUUAAAGUUUGAGUACUUAGAAUUUCUUUAAAGAAUUUCAUCAAAGGUUCAGCAUGAGGGAAUUUUAAUAUUCUGUCACCUGUGGGCAAGUAUGAAAAACUAUAUGGACUGUCAAGAAUGUAUCUCUAUUAUUUUGACUGGAAAGGUUACCAACAGUAAGCAACAUACGUUCUGAAGCAGUGUUUUAGUUUUUAAAUUGACUCUAGUUGUUGAAGAUUUUAUUAUGCAUAUAACAUUUCCUUUUUCAUUUUUUGUUCUUAAAAAUUUUUGUAUUGGCUCUAUUUUUUUACAGAAAAAAAAUCAGCUGUUUUCAGCAAUAAUCUAACAUUUAAAUAAUUCAAAUACAAAUCAGUUUCUCACCAUGAUUAUACUUCUAAGUUGAAUAGUGUUAUAUGAAUCAAAUAAUGUUAUACAAUGUCUUAAUGUUCAAUGUUGUAAUCAGUUGGUUUAAAAAGGCAGAAUCAGUUUGAAAAAUGUUUCAUUCCAAUCAGAUUUAUCUUGUUUCAUUGAUCGAGUAUAAUUUAUGUUAUUGUUCAUUUUAGACUGAAUAAAAGGGUUCAAACAUC